Pelagomonas calceolata is the source of this 1141-nucleotide messenger RNA. The record is from the annotation of a GenBank genome assembly. Lineage: Eukaryota; Pelagophyceae; Pelagomonadales; Pelagomonadaceae.
AAAGCUUGUGUGCGAGCUAGCGAGCGAGAUCACGAGCCCCAGAGCCCAAUCUCUCUGGAUUACAUCGGCACACAAUAGAGCUGAACGACGCGCGACGCGGGAUCGAUCCAGCAGCGCUAGAGACCACCUCUACAAAAUGGCAGAGCGCUGCAGCGCGCCGAGCGACGGCGACGGCGACGACACCAAUGCCCAGCGCGCGAAGCGACGACGCGCGGCGCCCAAUCCGUCGACGCAAGCCAUCGACGCCGCCGACCUGCGGCUGCUGGAGAGUCUCUUCGCGCGCGACGUCGACAGCGUUCCCUCGGAUGAUGACACCCCCCGGAUGGAGCUGCGCGACUUCCGGUUUUUGGCCAGAGGGCACAAGGGCGUCGUCUACGUAGCGAAUUAUUCGUGUGCGGGCCGCACCGGCCGCGUCGCGAUCAAGGUUUGCAGGGGAGGCGGGGCGAGGCAGGAGGAGCGGUGGCUGCGCAGGUGCAACGAACUGGGCAUCGGCGCCUCGUUAGUAUCUUACGAAUGGAAAGAUUGCGUGGCCAUGGAGUACGUCGAGGGCCCGAGCAUCGGCGAGGCGCUGGACGGCGCCGUGCCUCCGGGCGUCCUCUUCAAAGCCCUGCGGGACUUGCUCGGCCAGUGCGCGCGGCUCGAUCAACAGGGAAUAGACAAGCGGGAGAUGAACCGCUGCCAGAAGCACGUCAUCGUCUCGCGAGAAGGCCGGAGCACGCUCCUCGACUUCGAGCGGUGCCAGGAGUCGGCCAAGCCCUCGAACGUGACGGGCCUCGCGCAGUACCUCACCCAAGCCUGGGCCGUGGGCAAGCUGCGCGGCGCCGGCGCGUCCGUCGAUGUCGACGCCGUGCGCGCGGCCUGCAAGUCGCACAAGAAGGCGCCUUCGCCGAAAACCGUGGCAGCCGUCGAAAGGGCUCUAGGCAUCAAGGCGGCGCCGUGGCGCAGCGAGACGGACCCGGCGACGGGCCGGACGGUCUUUACGAACGGGCUCGAGAGGCGCGACACCUGGCCCAGGCCGCCGCCGUCGCCGCCCCAGACCGCCACGUCCCCCGCUGGUCGACGGCGAUGGCUUCGUCCUCCCGAGCAUGGAGCAGGUUGAGAAGUGGCAGGGAGAAUGGGAGGAGGAAUGCGCGUGCCAGGG